This is a messenger RNA of Capsicum annuum, 978 nucleotides long. Its product is annotated as polyadenylate-binding protein-interacting protein 6-like. The record is from RefSeq and is a predicted model, not a curated record. NCBI's taxonomy places the organism in Eukaryota, Viridiplantae, Streptophyta, Magnoliopsida, Solanales, Solanaceae.
UGAACUCUAUAUGCCCAGCACCAAUGAAGACCGGAACAUCAACUUUGAAUCCGUAUGCAGAAUCAUAUGUGCCUAUUUCGAAAAGAGGGGCACCUGAUGGAAACAAAGAAGCUAGAUCUCCAAAAGAGUUCAAGAGUGGAAGUGAGGCUGUUUGGUUGGCAUCUGGUGUGACAGCUGCACGAAAUCAACACCUGACUCCCCAAAGUGCUGAUCAGUAUAAACUGAAAGGCCAUUCGGCUUAUGGCUCGCGAUCACAUAGUCCAGUAGGAUCUAUGGGUAAACAAGUUCUGGGUGAGGAAUCUUACAUGGAUUUGGCUUAUCUUCAGAUGACAUUUCCUGGAAUGUCAGAUGAAUCGCUGUCUGAGGUUUAUUUAGCAAACAAAUGUGACCUUGAUGCUGCUGUUGACAUGCUGAAUCAGCUUGAGAUCUACUCAGGUGAUUAUUCUGAACAGCUUCCAGACACUCUUGACAUUGGUGAUGUGUCGGACUUGGGGAUCUCGGGCGAAAGCUCAUCUCAGAAAUUGAAGACGGUGAUAGGCGAACCUGCUACAGUUGCUUCAUCAUCUGGUUUAUCAGAUUCAGGUCCAGGCAGUUAAAGAUGGUUGUGCUGAAGUUUGUUACGGUUUUCAGAAGUCUUGCUGUAGAUAUGGAAGUGUGAAUUCUAAAGGAAUUUUUUUUUUUUGGGGUUAAAAUUCUCCAUAGAUACAUCUUUCCCUAUCAUUGUAUAGGUUACCUCCGUACGCUUGUGUCUUUCAGCAUUGGAUUCAAGCUCUUCACUAGAUAAACUAGUGAUUAAAAUUUUCUUCUUGACAGUCUAAAUAUCUGCAAUACAGGAGAAGAAUGGUUUCCUGUCAUAGAGAUGUUUAUUUCUUGUGCAAAUGAAAUCUCUCUUGACAUGCAAAGAUAUGAACAAAAUCUUGAUAGCUUUCGACAUUGUCAGAUUUUCAUGUGGAAAAGCUUCCUUGUUUUUUUUGAUUA